Molecule: messenger RNA, 204 nt
Organism: Mesorhabditis belari
Lineage: Eukaryota; Metazoa; Nematoda; Chromadorea; Rhabditida; Rhabditidae
Source: the annotation of a GenBank genome assembly
AUGCAUUCGAUUCUCUCGAUUCUCCUCACCGUUUUUGUUUUCGGCAUCUGCAUGGCGAUGCUCCCCUCGAUGGUUCGCCAAGACGGUGAACACAAUCACAAUUGCUCGGUCUAUUGCCCAAGUCAGGGUGAUUGUUUCAGUUGCUGCGUGGGGGACGGAUGGGCCGGUGGUUUGUGCAACGCGACCAAUUUCUGCAGAUGUCAA